Molecule: messenger RNA, 2719 nt
Organism: Mya arenaria
Lineage: Eukaryota; Metazoa; Mollusca; Bivalvia; Myida; Myidae
Product: chromobox protein homolog 1-like
Exons: 5
Coding region: 169-720 (183 amino acids)
Biological process (GO): chromatin organization; negative regulation of transcription by RNA polymerase II
Cellular component (GO): pericentric heterochromatin; nucleus
Molecular function (GO): chromatin binding
Source: RefSeq, a predicted model, not a curated record
UUCGGUCGCGCAUGCGUAUAUGAUUAAAAGGACUGCAGACCGGAGGAAAACAAAGUGUAAUUUAGAAUUUUACUGUUUUUAACAAUCCCUAUCAUUUUGGUGACAAGAUUUUAAAAGCUGCACCUCCAUAACUCUUCGAUCUCCCGAAAUAUAUUGUUAUAACUUGUCAUGGCAACUAAAGAUCCCAAUGUGGAGGGGGAAGAGGAGGAGGAGGUCGAAGAAGAGUUCACAGUCGAGAAAGUAGUAGAUGUGAGAGUGAGAGGAGGGCGAAAAGAAUAUCUCCUCAAAUGGAAGGGCUAUCCAGACUCGGAAAACACAUGGGAACCUGAAGCCAACUUGGACUGUCCAGAUUUGAUAGCUGAAUAUGAAAAAGUGCGAGCAGAAAAGAAGAAGAAAGAACAAGAAAAGAAGCGCAAAUCAAAUGGUGAAGUGGAGCCUAUUAAAAAGAAGAAAAAAGUUGCUGAAGUGAGAACAAGUGCUGAGGAUGAUAAUAAGCCGCGAGGUUUUGACAGAGGCCUCCAGCCAGAGCGAAUAAUUGGAGCCACAGACAGUUCAGGGGAGCUCAUGUUCUUGAUGAAAUGGAAGGACAGUGAUGAAGCUGAUUUGGUUCCUGCAAGGCAGGCCAACGUGAAAUGCCCACAGAUUGUCAUCGCUUUUUACGAGGAAAGACUAACCUGGCAUACUCACAAUGAUAAUGACGACGAUGAUGAGAAGUCGUAAACGGCAGGGCUUCAAAUGACUUUUUCUGCAUCCCAUUUUUCAUUCAGUGAUUUUGAUUUGCUUACAGUUUCUGCUUAGUUUGAAGUGUUGGUAGAAAUAUUUUAGAGCAAUACUUUCUGGUGGAACAACACCUUUUGCUGUGCUUCUGGAAGUUGUUUUAAUACAAGGUUUGUAAUUCCUUUAAAUGAUGCAUAUUGAAGCAUGAAUAUGAUAAAAAUUAAUUGAAAAGGUCAUCUGAUGUUUUAUAAAACCAUAAUUGAUAUUUAGAACAAAGUCAUUGAUUUCAGAUCUGAAUACUCUUAGUACCUUACUCUAAUGUCUUGGUUACAGCUUUAAUAAUAUUUACAAGUUGUGUUUGUGUUGUUAAGUAACAAUAUUGUGGUUUUUGUCAUUAAACAACUUUGUAUGAUAUCAAUUAGAACAGGCUUUGGACUCUUUUAAACCUAUCUAAUAUUUGCAGCAAAUCAUUUUUCUUUCACCAAGAUAAACUUGAAGCCUGGCACUUAAAUAAUCAAAAAGUGUGCUUUUCGACAUUAAACAUUGUUUCAUAACACUGCCUGUCACUGACAGCGAUUUUCAAAUUGACAUUGUCAUUUCAUACUGUUUGUGAACAUUGUCAUCAUACAUUUGUGUUAACAUUGUAUCAAAUUUUCAUUUACAUCAUCUUUAUCAUAGGCUCGGUAUGCCUCAAAAUGUAUGGAUCUUGUCUCCACCGACCAUGUUAAUGGGUCGUCAUCCAAACAUUAGCUGAUCAUGUUAAUGAGUACUCAUCAUUAGCAGAUCAUGUUAAUGAGUACUCGUCCAAACAUUAGUAGAUCUUGUAAAUGAGUCGUCAUCUAAACAUUUGCAGAUUAUGUUAAUAGGCCAUUAUCUAAUCAUUUGCGAAUCAUGUUAUUGGACUGUCAUCCAAACAUUAGCAUCAUUCAUAGAUUUUGAAGGUACUACUGCAUUAUCAUUCAUUUCAUAUAAUCAUUGUAAAUAGUUUGUAUUUCAUGGGGCCAUUCAGAAAUUUCACGACAUUUAAUGUCAGAAGCAGGUGUUUUAACCACAGUGCUCCAGCUAAGUUAAACUAUUCAAGGCAUAUUCCUCAUGACUUAAGUUUGCACUGUAUCGCAGGUUGUAUACUCAUUGUGUGUAUUGUCAUUCUGAUGCUUCUUCAGGGUUUACAUACAUGAAUCAUCUAUCACCUUGGAGGUUACAAGAGAAAUUACUGUUUGACCACAGAUACGUUGAGCCGUACAUGUCUGUCGUACGAAAUGCAAUACUUGGUGAAAUAUCAAGCAUGCUGGCAGGUCUGUUAAGAAGGAAAGUUGUACACUUAAUAGUUGAUGUCCAUUUCUAACAACUACUGUACACUCACAUUUGGAAAACCAGUCUGUGUGUAUGACAUUUAAUAUGUCUCUUGCACACCUAUCACAGGCUUCUCGUUAGGGUAAAUAUACUAACUUUGUGAUCAUAAGGCUAUCAAUGACACGUUGUUCGAUUGUAAUGUGGUUUCUUUUGCUGUAUUUAUGGAAGUAAUGAUUGCCAAAAGCACAGAUGCAUCUACAAAUGGAUAUAUAUGGCUUAGAAAGCAAUGUUAACCAAGGUCAAAGCUUAGUUACCCUGUUUUAGGACUGAAUCCGUCUAAUUCAGAACUAAAUUUCCAGGAUUGGUACUUUGGGUAUAUUGUCAUCACAGUAACGUAAUCAAGUUAUUGCAUACAUUGGGAAGUUUCUGCAUUCCUGUCGUUUUAAAAACUAACUGGAGCACUGCUUGCAACCUUUUUUAAAGCAAGAACUUGUAUUAUCAAAUACAACUAUCACAUUUGCUAUAAAAAUGUACCAUAUAUUGUUGUCACAUCAUGUACCAAACGGAACUUUUAUACGAAUCUGUCAGAACAUUUAAUUCAUUUUUUUGUUUUAUGAUUGCUACAUGCUUGUAGUUUUAAACUUCCAUUGUAACAUCUUCCAUUCAUUUAAACAUGUAUGUUCUGUCAGUGAUAAAUAUGUCAAAAUAA